Messenger RNA from Thermothielavioides terrestris NRRL 8126, 918 nucleotides. RefSeq lists its product as uncharacterized. The transcript has 2 exons. NCBI's taxonomy places the organism in Eukaryota, Fungi, Ascomycota, Sordariomycetes, Sordariales, Chaetomiaceae. The record is from RefSeq and is a predicted model, not a curated record. The coding region runs from base 232 to 828 and encodes 198 amino acids.
UGUGUUGUGAAGGUGAGGUACCUGAACGUUAAUUAGCGGGUACUGUACGUGCCCAAAACGAUCAGAUCCUCGCUCAUUGUCUCCUUUCGACGGGAAGUCCCGAGCGCAACCGCCUAUCCGUGCGGAUUACGUCGUUCAGGGCGUGAUACAUCAACCGCAUGAAAUCUUGAAACUUUCCAUCAGAAGGCUGCUGUCCGGCCUUUUCGCACUAGGUACUGAAUCACACCCAACAUGCAACUUCUCAGUUCUCGGCUCGCCCACGCCGAGCGUAGGUUGCUCGCGUCAAAGCCCAUCAUCAAGUCGAAGCCCGUCAUCAACCGAGGCCAGCCUGCGGCGCGCUUGCAGUUUUCAACGUCACGCCAAGCCCAGGCACCAAACCAGGUUUAUGCCUCCGUGCGCAAUCCCGACCAGUUCCACACGUACCAGCUGCUGUCCUCGUCCUCACGGACACCGCUGUUGACCCUGUGGACGACCUCGUGGUGCUCGACCUGCCGCGUUGUGGCACCUCUCGUCCGAGAGCUCGUCGAGUCGGGUGUCGGCGAGGCCGAGGGUGGCGUGGGUUACUGCACCGUCGAGUUUGACGCGCCAGACGUCAUGGCCGCCGGGCUGGGUCUCACGUACAUGAUCAACUCGGUCCCGACGCUGCUCAGCUUCGAUGCCGGCGAGGCACAGGUGCAGACCAAGGUUACGGACGGCCGGCAGCUGGCAGACCGGAAGUUCCUUGAGGAGUGGAUCAAAAAUGAGGCGAGACGACACGGCAAUCGCGGGGGCGGAGGACCCGGCGGCGGCGCGAACCUCCUCGGGAGUCUGUUUGGCAAAUUGAGAUGAUAUGCCGUGUUUCUGGCCACCGACUCAGAAUGGGAGCAACGUGACGGGGUCGGGAUGUGAAGGUGAAACCCACCGGCGCAUGCCCCCCUC